Molecule: messenger RNA, 805 nt
Organism: Saccostrea cuccullata (small rock oyster)
Lineage: Eukaryota; Metazoa; Mollusca; Bivalvia; Ostreida; Ostreidae
Product: E3 ubiquitin-protein ligase rnf213-beta-like
Exons: 4
Biological process (GO): DNA replication
Molecular function (GO): DNA binding; DNA-directed DNA polymerase activity; ubiquitin-protein transferase activity
Source: RefSeq, a predicted model, not a curated record
UCUGAAUUUCAAAAUUUAUCUUCAGGUGUACAUAUCUUAAACUCAAAGUAUGUACACCUGAAGACGGAUUUUACGUUUUACUGUACCCAAGUAUAUUUAUAGCAAAAUUAUAUGAAUUUAAGUAUCUAUGAACGUUCAUAAUUUCAGGUGUCAAAAAUUUUUCUUACGAAAAGUAGAACUUGGAGAAAAUAUAGCAAAAAACCAGGCAUUGAUGGAAAAUGUGUUUAUGAUGACAGUGUGUAUUGAACUGCGAAUUCCAUUGUUUUUGAUUGGAAAACCCGGUAGCUCAAAGUCUCUUGCAAAAACAAUUGUUGCUAAUGCCAUGCAAGGCCGAUCCUCGCACUCAGACUUCUUUAAACAACUGAAAGAGGUUCAAAUGGUAUCGUUCCAAUGCAGUCCUUUAUCGGUUUCUGAGGGCAUAGUUGCAACAUUUCGUCAGUGUGCUCUGUAUCAAAAAGAUAAAAAUCUAGACAAAUUUGCAUCGGUUGUUGUACUUGAUGAAGUUGGACUUGCCGAGGAUUCUCCAAAAAUGCCCCUGAAGGCUCUACAUCCUUUAUUAGAAGAUGGAUGCAUUGGAAAUGAUGUCCCAGAACCACAUAAAAAGCAUUUUGUACGAGACCUGGACAUUCCGGAUCCUUUGAACCCCCGAGAAGUCCUGUACAGAGGCCGGACCAAUGACAGGCGAUUAUAUUGUGAGGAAGGGGACAUGAGAUAUGUGGACGUCUGUUCCUUAUACCCUUACGUGUUAAAACACAGACCUUUUCCUCUGGGGCAUCCUGAGAUCAUCACAGACGAGUUCCAGGAG